This is a messenger RNA of Danio rerio (zebrafish), 309 nucleotides long. RefSeq names its product zgc:171929. Gene Ontology annotation, biological process: regulation of keratinocyte differentiation; negative regulation of cell differentiation; negative regulation of multicellular organismal process. Lineage: Eukaryota; Metazoa; Chordata; Actinopteri; Cypriniformes; Danionidae. Gene Ontology annotation, cellular component: nucleus. Gene Ontology annotation, molecular function: DNA binding. The record is from RefSeq and is marked predicted.
CACACAGCGGCACCGGCUGCAGCGGCUCUGGAGCGCCACAGAGGGGAUUAUGUGAUGGAGAGACUCCCGCCACCUCCGCCCGCUGCUUUAUCCUCAUCAGCAGCAGCGCUACACAAGCCGAGGGACGCCUCCUCCGCCGGAUCCUCAGAGUUCCUCUGCUCCGUCUGCCAUAAGCUGUUCCCCCUGCAGCGGAUGCUGACCCGACACCUGAAGUGCCACAGUCUGAUCAAGAGACACCCCUGCAGAUACUGCGGGAAAGGCUUCAACGACACCUUCGACCUCAAGAGACACAUGCGCACACACACGGGU